This is a messenger RNA of Scophthalmus maximus (turbot), 805 nucleotides long. RefSeq names its product histone H2A.Z. The record is from RefSeq and is a predicted model, not a curated record. Gene Ontology annotation, molecular function: DNA binding; protein heterodimerization activity; structural constituent of chromatin. The transcript has 5 exons. Gene Ontology annotation, cellular component: nucleosome. The coding region runs from base 149 to 535 and encodes 128 amino acids. NCBI's taxonomy places the organism in Eukaryota, Metazoa, Chordata, Actinopteri, Pleuronectiformes, Scophthalmidae.
GUGCUCUCCCCUCAGUUACCCGGAUACAGAUUAGCUAUAUAUUCUGGAUAAUAAUAGGCGGAUGUUGUAGUUCCAAGUAGCAGUCGGUUCUUGGCUGUGGGUUAUUUCAUUUUUGUGCUGCAGUGUCGGAAAUUGUGCGUUUUAAAAAAUGGCUGGCGGAAAAGCAGGAAAGGACUCGGGGAAGACCAAGACGAAGGCGAUAUCGCGCUCGCAGAGAGCAGGACUGCAGUUCCCGGUGGGUCGCAUCCACAGACACCUCAAGUCGAGGACCACCAGCCACGGGCGAGUGGGAGCCACCGCAGCGGUGUACAGCGCGGCGAUCCUCGAGUACCUCACGGCCGAGGUGCUGGAGUUGGCAGGGAACGCGUCCAAGGAUCUCAAGGUGAAGCGCAUCACCCCACGCCACUUGCAGCUGGCCAUUCGAGGAGACGAAGAGCUGGAUUCACUCAUCAAGGCGACCAUCGCGGGCGGAGGUGUCAUCCCUCACAUCCACAAGUCUCUGAUUGGAAAGAAGGGCCAGCAGAAGACCGUAUAACCUGAAGUGCUCUGGAAGCGGUGCCAUCUCAGGACGAAGUCUGCAUCGAGUGGUUAUUUGUCUUAGAUUAGAACACCUUUAGGGGUUGUUUUGUAUGGUUGAGCUUGCAUUUACUCACCGGGGGUAUUUUUUAAAAGUGGCUUCAGAGAAGCUCAUUUUUUUUUGUGUUUGGCUUUUUUCCUUUUUCUGGUGCUGCAGUUUUUGUGUUGACACUUAAUUUUUUGACAUUCCCAUGGUCAAAGUGGUGUUUUAAUAAAGCUGUUGAUUGGG